AUGGCGGAUCUAGAAAGCUUAAGCGCCCUUGGGUGCCCGAUGCCGUUCGUUUCGGAUACGCAGGUUCCUUAUACUGUUGGUGAACUCGCCGGCCGCUUCUGCGGCAACAUCACCCAAGGCCUCGCGUGUUGUCUGCCGUGUCCGAUUGAGGAUUGGAUUUAUUCUGAUAAUUUCUCCCACAACCUCUCCAUCGCGUACUGGUUCAACGUCCCCGCCUUGGUCCUACAAGUGUUCCUCCUCGUCACCUUUGCGGUCCUGCCGAAGGAAGUCAGUCAUCGGCAUCAUUUGAGCGUGGGGUUGUGUGUUGUUUUGAUUAUGGCGGAGCUUUCGUUUAUCAUCCCUCUAGGCACGAAACCCUCCCUCUGCUACGAUGAAAUCACGCCGGGGGAUAUGUACACGAGCAUGUCCUGCGCCUGGUCCGGAGCCCUCCUCGUGACAGGCGCGAUGGGUUGUGCGGUUUGGAUCAUGCUCCGCUCCCUCUGGACCCACCUCCGCGUCUGCUGGGACGUCAAACAAACCACAACCCUCUUCCUCCUAACCCAAGCCACCGGCUGGGGCCUCCCGGGGCUCUUCCUCGCCCUCUGCAUCCCCAUCACGGGCGUCUCCUACCGCAUCGGCGCGACCUGCGUGCCGAACCAGAAAAACGCCUUCGUGACCUGGUUCGGCUGGCUCAUCGCGUUCGCGUGCAUCGCGGCCCUUCUCCAAUUCGUCACGACGUUUUUCUGUCUGUGGUUGUAUCUUAAGGAUGUGCUUUGGGGGAAAGGAGGUUCUCCGCUCGGCACGAACGAUACGACGACCACGACGUCCCAACAAGACCGCACGCUCGCCUGGCGCCGCGUGCGCAAGGUCCUCUCGCUGCAAUGGCGCAGCAUCGUGCUCACGACCCUCGUCAUCAUCGAGUCCGUCUACUUCGGCGUCGUCUUCAUCCACGAGACGUCCACGGCCGACCGCCUCUCGAGCAACUCCCAGGCCGACGAGAUCCUCGAGUGGGCGUUUUGUCUCGUGCGGAAUGAGGGGCGGAAGGAUCGGUGUUUGAAUAUCACCAAGGUGCUCGGGUUGAGCGAGGAGUCGAUUUUGGCGAGUUUCUUUUUGGCGGCGCUCAUCGGCCUCCUAACCUUCACCCUCAUGCUCCGCCGCUCUAUGCUGCAAGGCUGGUCGACCCUCCUCUUCCACCCACGCCAACGCCGCCCCUCCAUCGGCGAGCAAGACUUCAUCAUCCUGUCCCCGAAACGCAGAUCUUUCGGGAGACAGCUCGAGUCCGAAAAAUCACCACCACAACACCAACACCAACAACAACCACACCAACCAUACUUUUCUGCUCAUCCUUCUCACUCAAAUCUUGACAGUAGAGCGACUCCCUUCCGUCGUGACGGGCCUUUACUUCAUUCGCCUGUGAGUCCUAUUACGCCGACGGGGGUUUUGCCGGAUGAUGUGGCGACGCCCGUGGGGGAGCAGCAGAGGACGUUGAGUGUGCCGCAGGCGGGGGAGGUGGAUCGGAGGCAUGAGACGACGAAUUGGUUUGAUGAUGAGGAGGAUGAGGAGGAUGGACGAAGGAGAGGGGAUAGGAGCGUAAGUAAGCUGGAUGAUUUCGCUUGA
Messenger RNA from Zasmidium cellare ATCC 36951, 1596 nucleotides. RefSeq lists its product as uncharacterized. The transcript has 6 exons. Gene Ontology annotation, biological process: cell surface receptor signaling pathway. Bases 1 to 1596 code for a protein of 531 amino acids. Gene Ontology annotation, molecular function: transmembrane signaling receptor activity. NCBI's taxonomy places the organism in Eukaryota, Fungi, Ascomycota, Dothideomycetes, Mycosphaerellales, Mycosphaerellaceae. The record is from RefSeq and is a predicted model, not a curated record. Gene Ontology annotation, cellular component: membrane.